AGUGAGACCUCACCAGCAGUAACGCAAUUUGAAAGAUGCUCUCCUCACAGAGGCAGUUUCUCCUCCCCAUCCUGGGGCUCCUGGCCCUGGCCGGACCAGCCUUCGGUGGCGUCAAGGAGGUGCACGACGUCUACGAGCUCUCAGGUCAGCCUGCCAUUCAGCCAAGGUUCUCCACGGAUGUGGCCAACGGCAAGUACACUCCACCGGAAGAGAUGGAUCCCCAGUUCUGGUACUCACUUGCCGACGAGGAGAUCACAAAGCGUCUUGCCCUGCCGCAACCCAGUUCCUUGAAGGCUAAGAAUGUUAUUAUGUUCCUGGGCGACGGAAUGCCCCUGGCCACCGUUGCAGCUGCUCGGAUCCUGAAGGGACAGCGUCAGGGCAAGACUGGCGAGGAGUCCUCGCUGAGCUUUGAGAGGUUCCCCUACACGGGAUUGAGCAGGACCUACUGCUCUAAUGCACAGGUGCCCGACUCCGCCUGCACGGCAACUGCCUAUCUUUGCGGCGUAAAGACCAACAUCAUCAAUAUUGGAGUCAGUGCCGCCGUCAACUACAACAACUGUACCGCUAGCCAGGAUCCAGCCAACCGCCUGACCUCCAUCGCGGAGUGGGCCCAGAAUGCCGGCAAAUCCACUGGCAUUGUUACCACCACCACCUUAACCCAUGCCAGCCCAUCGGGAGCCUAUGCCAAGACCGCCAACCGAAUGUGGGAGUGCGACUCGGAUGUGACCAGCUACGGCGCGGACGCCAGCACCUGCAUUGACAUGGCCACCCAGCUGGUGACACAGACACCCGGCAAGAACUUCGAGAUCAUGUUUGGCGGCGGCAUGGGCAAGUUCCUGCCCAAGUCCAUCACGGAUAGCCACGGAAAAGCCGGAGAGCGAUCUGAUGGUGUCAACCUGCUGGGCCGCUGGCAGGGACUACACGACGGCGGGGUUUUGGUCACCAACCGUGACCAGCUGCUCAGCGUAAACGUCUCGCGAGUGUCCAGCAUCAUUGGUCUCUUCCAGUCCAAGCUGAUGAACUUCCACAUGGACGCGGAUGAAACCUAUCAGCCCACCCUCUCCGAACUCACUGAGGUGGCCAUCAAGAAGCUAAGCCAGAACGAGGAGGGAUACUUUGUGUUCAUUGAAGGUGGUCUCAUUGACUAUGGCAAUCACUACACCCAACCGGGCUAUGCUCUGGACGAGGCCCUGGAAUUCGAGAAGGCCAUUCAACUUGCCCGAGACCUCACCAACAUCGAGGACACCUUGAUUGUGGUGACCGCUGAUCAUGGCCACGCCGUUAGCAUCGCUGGUUAUCCUGGCCGUGGAACACCCAUUCUGGGCAUUAAUCAGCACGACACCGAUCUUAAUGGAGUGAAGUAUGCCGUGCUUAAUUACGCAGCUGGUCCUAACCAGUAUCUGGACGAGACCGGACAACGCCUUCCCCUAGAAGACAUCUUGGUCUCCGACGACGCCAUUGCGCCCAGCUACAUUGCCAAGGAGCAAGGCGUGCACUCUGGUGAAGAUGUGGGCAUCUGGGCAUCCGGACCUCAGAGUCACCUCUUCACCGGCGUGAUGCAGCAGAGCACCAUUCCCCAUCUGAUGGCCUAUGCUUCCUGCAUUGGCAGUGGGCAGAAGUUGUGCGAUCGGGCGUGAGAGAUUCAUUGCCAGGGAAAUCCAAUUACAAGACUCAGGGAAAACCAAGCCAACCGAUUAUGAUGACGAUGUCUGGGUUACCUAGUAUACGAGGCAUAUUUUGUUGUAUUUUUCAACAAGACUCAGCAUUUGAGUCUUUAAUAAAAAAUGUACUAAGCAAUUUAAAA
Molecule: messenger RNA, 1804 nt
Organism: Drosophila kikkawai
Lineage: Eukaryota; Metazoa; Arthropoda; Insecta; Diptera; Drosophilidae
Gene: Alp8
Product: Alkaline phosphatase 8
Biological process (GO): dephosphorylation
Molecular function (GO): alkaline phosphatase activity
Source: RefSeq, a predicted model, not a curated record